AUGAGAAUCCAUUUUAUCAAUAUAAUUCAUUUAUUUAUACUUUUAUUUUUAUUAGUCAAAUGUAUUAAAAAAAAAAUAGUAAAUAGAAAAAAUAACUUUGAUUGUAAAUUAUUGAAGAAAAAUAAUAUUAUUUUGAACAAAUGGAAAGGUAAUAGGAAAUCUAUGAACUGCUUAUUUUUUUUAAAGAAUAAUAUUCAAAUGCUCCCUUUAUCUAAUAGGAAUAUAAAAAAUAACUUUUUCUUUCAGAAAUUUAAAUUAAAGAAUUUUUUGUGUUCAACAAGAAAUAUUGAGAGAACUAAAAUAAGAGAUAUAUUUAAAAUAGAUAUAAAAGAUGAAUCAAAAAAAAAUCUUAAAAUAUGUGGAUGGAUUAAAUCAGUUAGAACUGUAGGAAAAAAUUGCUUUCUUUUUGUUGACAUCAAUGAUGGCUCUUAUUUUAAGAAUUUACAAGUAAUAAUUGAUGCAAAUGUUUUAAAUUAUAAUGAGAUUUUAAAAACAUCAACAGAUGAUGGUAUAGAAUGUGUAGGGGAAUUAAAAUCUUCAAUUGGAAAAAAUCAAAAAAUAGAAUUAUGCGUUUAUGAUGCAUCGAAAGAUCAUUAUGUAAAGUUAUUCAAAAACAUAAACAAUAUAAAUGAGCAUAAUUGUAAUGAGAAGGAAAAUAAUAGUGAAGUAGAUUGCAGUGUUAGCAAUAAUGAUAAUAAUAAAAACUUCAUUGUGAAUAAAAAUAUUAAUAAUAUAAAAGAGAAUAAUGAAAAAGAAGAUUUAAUUGAAAAUAGUCAGAAUAAAGAUGACUAUUAUAUGAUAUCUAAAAAAUUCCAUACAAAGAAAUAUUUGAGAAACUUUCCACAUUUAAGAGCGAGAACAAAGUUAUACAGUAGUGUAUUCCGAUUAAAAUCUGACAUAAUUUUCGAAACUUUUAAUUAUUUUAGAAAAAAAAAUUUCACUUAUAUUAAUACUCCUAUUUUAACAAGUAAUGAUUGCGAAGGGGCAGGAAAACUAUUUUAUGCAACCACCCUGCUUAAUAAAGAAAAUGAGAAUAAAACAAAUGCAGAUAGUAUCAAUAUAAAAAAUGAAAAUAACAAUUAUGAAAAAGAUAUUUUUCAAAAAGAUUUUUUUAAAAAACCAUGUUACUUAAAUGUUUCAAGUCAAUUGGCAUUAGAGUGUAUGUGCUGCUCUAUUGGUGAUGUGUUUACAAUUAAUCAAUCAUUCAGAGCAGAAAACUCCAACACUUUCAGGCAUUUAAGUGAAUUUCUUAUGCUAGAAGUAGAAAUUCCUUUUUCUAAUUUGAAUGAUAUUGUAUCAGUAUCUGAAGACUAUAUAAAAGAAAUGAUUAAAUUCGCAUUAUACAAAUCAGAAGAAAUAGAAUAUUUAAAUGAAAAUCAUGAUAAAAAUCUAAAAAAAAAGUUAGAAAAUGUUUUAAACCAAAAAUUUAUUGUAAUUACUUAUGAUGAAGCUGUGGAUUUAAUAAAAAAAAAAAAUACAUUUUCGGAUUUAUCAUGGGGAACAGAUUUAUCCUUUGAUCAGCAAAAAUUUCUAACAAACAACUAUUUCAAAUCGCCUGUUGUCAUAAUAAAUUAUCCCAAUAAUAUUAAACCAUUUUAUAUGAAAUUAAAUAAAGAUAAAAAAACAGUAUCUUGUAUGGACAUUUUAUUCCCUGAUAUAGGGGAAAUUGUAGGAGGAUCUGAAAGAGAAAUUCAUCUAAAUACUCUAAAACAAAAAAUGAAUAAUCACAAGUUAAAUAUGAAGCUAUAUGAGCCCUAUUUACAACUAAGAAAAUAUGGUAAUAUUCCUCAUUCUGGAUUUGGUUUAGGUAUAGAUAGAUUAAUUAUGUAUAUUUCAUCAAUUAAUAAUAUAAAAGAUAUAGUUACAUUUCCUAGAUAUCCAAAUUUUCUCUUUAUGUAA
Messenger RNA from Plasmodium relictum, 1899 nucleotides. RefSeq names its product asparagine--tRNA ligase, putative (gene AsnRS). The transcript has 2 exons. The record is from RefSeq and is a predicted model, not a curated record. The coding region runs from base 1 to 1899 and encodes 632 amino acids. Gene Ontology annotation, biological process: asparaginyl-tRNA aminoacylation. Gene Ontology annotation, cellular component: mitochondrion. Lineage: Eukaryota; Apicomplexa; Aconoidasida; Haemosporida; Plasmodiidae. Gene Ontology annotation, molecular function: ATP binding; asparagine-tRNA ligase activity.